AAUUGAUCGUCUAAUGAAGUCGGAUCGACGGGCCAACCCUACUUCCAACCCAAAUCCCAAACCCAUAUUUUUCUUCUACUUUGUUUGUGUCCAGUUGUCUAGCGUUGUCUCUCUCUUUGUCUGGGACAGUCACAGAAGGGAACGCUACAGAGAUAGAAAGUAAUACAUAGGAGAGACGAAUGAAAAUUUUCAUCUUCUCAAAUCCAAGGAAUUAAAGUCUGCAAAAGGGUUCUGAAAUGUUUAGUUGGUUUGGAAUAAAUAAUGCAGAUGCAAGGAAGGAGGAUAUCGGCCAGCCAUAGGCCGUGGCCAUGCAAUGGGAGGAGGCUCUCAUUCUUGGCUAAUAAGAAGAGGCCUCGUCCUGAUGCUUAUGUCAAUACCUUCAAUAAGCUACUCAGGCGUGAAAUUUCUUCAAAGCCCUGUUUUUCUAUCUCAAAUGCCCACGAGAAGUUCCGCAACAUGCGUUUGAUGGAGGAAUAUGACAUGCAUGAUUCCAAAGGCCAUUGUCCAGUAGCACUGCCCUUUUUGAUGAAGAGGAUGAAAGUAAUCGAGAUAGUGGCUGCACGUGACAUUGUUUUUGCUCUUGCACAUUCUGGUGUAUGUGCUGCUUUUAACAGAGUGAAAAACAAGAGGAUAUGUUUUGUAAAUGUUUGUCCUGAUGAAGUCAUCCGAAGCUUGUUCUAUAACAAGAAUAAUGAUUCACUUAUUACAGUUUCUGUAAAUGCUUCUGACAACUUCAGCUCUUUGAAGUGCAGAUCUACAAAGAUUGAAUAUAUUCGGAGGGGUAAACCAGAUGCAGGUUUCGCCCUUUUUGAAUCAGAAUCUUUGAAGUGGCCUGGCUUUGUAGAGUUUGAUGAUGUUAAUGGAAAGGUGCUAACUUACUCUGCGCAAGAUAGCAUAUACAAGGUGUUUGAUCUCAAAAACUAUACCAUGCUGUACUCUAUAUCAGAUACGCAUGUAAAUGAAAUUAAGAUCAGUCCAGGUAUCAUGUUAUUGAUUUUCAGUAGGGCUAGUGGUCACAUUCCUCUUAAGAUUCUCUCCAUAGAAGAUGGGACAGUUCUCAAAACCUUCAAACAUCUACUUCAUCGAAAUAAGAAGGUAGACUUCAUUGAACAAUUCAAUGAGAAGCUUCUUGUUAAGCAAGAAAAUGAAAACCUCCAGAUUCUUGACGUUCGAAGCUCUGAGCUGAUGGAAGUUAGCAGAACUGAAUUCAUGACUCCAUCAGCAUUCAUUUUUCUGUAUGAAAACCAGUUGUUCCUCACAUUUAGAAAUCGGACUGUUGCUGUUUGGAACUUUCGUGGAGAGCUUGUAACCUCAUUUGAGGAUCACCUCUUAUGGCAUCUUGACUGUAACACAAAUAACAUUUAUAUAACCAGUGACCAAGAUCUUAUUAUUUCUUACUGCAAGGCAGAAUCUGAUGAUCAGUGGAUGGAAGGAAAUGCUGGAUCUAUCAAUAUCAGCAAUAUCUUGACCGGAAAAUGCGUGGCUAAAAUAAAUGCAUCAAAUGGAAGCCCCAAAGUUGACAGCUCGCAGAUGAGAAGCACAGUUGCAGAAGCUUUAGAAGACAUAACUGCCCUUUUCUAUGAUGAAGAGCGGAAUGAGAUCUACACUGGAAACAGACAAGGUUUAAUUCAUGUAUGGUCCAAUUGAGGAUCAGAUGGUUCCAUUACAGGCUUUCUGCUUCAGAUGUAAAGCUUCAGCCUUGAGCCAAAUUGAAGAGUUUUAUUAUCUGUAAACUUGAGCGUAUUCUUUUAGUUUGCCUGCCAAAGUUUAGCGUAUUAUGGUUUUGCCUUUUUGUAAUGGGAGUGAGAUAUUGACCAUGAAUUGAAUACGAUAUGAAUGUUGAUUGUGAAUUUAAAUUUUAGUGCUAGAGAAAGAUGUGUUGCUGAACUAUCUUGAUUUGAAAAUGUAUAUUUGUGAUUAACAGUAUUAAUUGUGGCACUAAGUUUAAAGAUUGCAACUCAAAUUUAGGACACAUAAAACCAUGUCCUGACUGUGAAACACAAUUGGCGAAAUCUAAAUAAUGAAGUAGAUUCUGGGCCUGCAUUCAUGUUCAAGUGCGCAAGCAGUUGCUCUUAAAUUAGUUACUGCUUUAAGCAUAUCCUGUUUGGAGAAACUCAGAAUGAUGACUUAAUAAGUUUUCCUUCUCAAAAAAUGGAUGCAUGAAGAGUUAGAAGCGUGCACGCAGACAUAAACUAGAAUUCAAAAAUAGAUUGGACAUUUGGACAAAUUAUGUACCACCGGCAUCUGUUGCUGUUUUUGCUUUGCAACUGCUUUUCUGUUGCAUAAGGUAUAUUAUAUGCUGUUUUCUGAUGCUUGGUCAGCUUCAUAUACAACAGUACAUCCAAAAAGAAGGCAAAAAACCAAAGGAUCCUUACAUUUCCAACCCACUCAUUGGCUGCAACUUAUUACAGUAGCCCCAUCUCUUGCUUUACUGAUCAGGGCAAGCUUGCAUCCACGCUCAUUAGUGCACCUACAAUAGUUUGGCGCACAAAAUAUGGUAACAAGCUGCCUUUCCGCAAAAAAUUCAUAACCAUCUUCCACCCAUCAAUUGUUUUCAGUAGGAAGAUGAGUCAAUCCCUCUUUUUUAAUGUAUAUUACCAAGAAAAAACUAAAGCAACACAUUAUUGUUUAACUGAUACAGUGGAAAACAUGAGAAAGACCUGAUGAGCACGGCAUAUGAGAUCAAAGGUCAUGUUUCUUUAAGGACUCGGCUACCUUGUCGGCUCCAAAGAUAUUAUAGGAGACGCCCCUAUCAUUCUCACCCCAACGCACUGAU
Durio zibethinus is the source of this 2776-nucleotide messenger RNA. RefSeq lists its product as uncharacterized. Gene Ontology annotation, molecular function: protein binding. Lineage: Eukaryota; Viridiplantae; Streptophyta; Magnoliopsida; Malvales; Malvaceae. The record is from RefSeq and is a predicted model, not a curated record.